GUCCCUGCGGCUGGCGGCCGAGCCGUGUGUCUCCUCCUCCGCCGCCGCCAUAUUGUCUGUGUGAGGAGAGGGGAGAGCGGCCGCCGCCGCUGCCGCUUCCACCACAGUUCAAAUCUUGCAAGUGGAAUUAUUGUCCCUUAUUUUCUUUCUUUAGAGAUACUUACUGGAUGUAGAAUUUUAAUGUGGCAGGAUUUUUUCCUUCAGCACACUUUUGAAGAAAACAGGUCUGAAGGUCUUGCCCCCAGCUGCCUCUCAACACAGUGACUGCCAGCUCUCUAAACAUCAAGUCCAGCUUUGUCCGCCAACCUGUCUGACAUGUCGGGACCCGUGCCAAGCAGGGCCAGAGUUUACACAGAUGUUAAUACACACAGACCCCGAGAGUACUGGGAUUACGAGUCACAUGUGGUGGAAUGGGGAAAUCAAGAUGACUACCAGCUUGUUAGAAAAUUAGGCCGGGGUAAAUACAGUGAAGUAUUUGAAGCCAUCAACAUCACAAAUAAUGAAAAAGUUGUUGUUAAAAUUCUCAAGCCAGUAAAGAAGAAGAAAAUCAAGCGUGAAAUAAAGAUUUUGGAAAAUUUGCGAGGUGGUCCCAACAUCAUCACCCUGGCAGACAUUGUAAAAGACCCUGUGUCACGAACUCCUGCCUUGGUUUUUGAACACGUAAACAACACAGACUUCAAGCAAUUGUACCAGACGUUAACAGACUAUGAUAUUCGAUUUUACAUGUAUGAGAUUCUGAAGGCCCUGGAUUAUUGUCACAGCAUGGGGAUUAUGCACAGAGAUGUAAAGCCCCAUAAUGUCAUGAUUGAUCAUGAGCACAGAAAGCUACGGCUAAUAGACUGGGGUUUGGCUGAGUUUUACCAUCCUGGCCAAGAAUAUAAUGUCCGAGUUGCUUCCCGAUAUUUCAAAGGUCCUGAGCUACUUGUAGACUAUCAGAUGUACGAUUAUAGUUUGGAUAUGUGGAGCUUGGGUUGUAUGCUGGCGAGUAUGAUCUUCCGGAAGGAGCCAUUUUUCCAUGGACAUGACAAUUAUGAUCAGUUGGUGAGGAUAGCCAAGGUUCUGGGGACAGAAGAUUUAUAUGACUAUAUUGACAAAUACAACAUUGAAUUAGAUCCACGUUUCAACGAUAUCUUGGGCAGACAUUCCCGUAAGCGAUGGGAACGCUUUGUCCACAGUGAAAACCAGCACCUUGUCAGCCCUGAGGCCUUGGAUUUCCUGGACAAGCUGCUGCGGUACGACCACCAGUCACGGCUCACUGCAAGAGAGGCCAUGGAGCACCCCUAUUUCUACACUGUUGUGAAGGACCAGGCUCGAAUGGGCUCAUCUAGCAUGCCAGGGGGCAGUACGCCUGUCAGCAGCGCCAAUAUGAUGUCAGGGAUUUCUUCAGUGCCAACCCCUUCACCCCUUGGACCUCUGGCAGGCUCACCAGUGAUUGCUGCUGCCAACCCCCUUGGGAUGCCUGUUCCAGCUGCCGCUGGCGCUCAGCAGUAAUGGCCCCUUCUGUCUCCUGAUGCCUGAGCAGAGGUUGGGGAGUCCAGUCUCUCCCUUGAUGCAGCUUGCGCCUGGCGGGGAGGGGUGACAUACUUCAGAAGCACCGUGUCUGAACCGUUGCUUGUGGAUUUAUAGUAGUUCAGUCAUAAAAAAAAAAUUAUAAUAGGCUGAUACUCUUUUUUUUUUUCUUUUUUUCUUUCUUUCUUUCUUUCUUUUUUUUUUAACUUGAACUUUUCAUAACUCAGGGGAUUCCCUGAAAAAUUAUCUGCAGGUGGAAUAUUUCACGGACAAAUUUUUUUCUCCCCUUCCACAUUCAGUUCCUCAUCUCUAAAGAACAAAGAUAAACCAGCCUCAAUUCCGGCUGCUGCGUUUGGGUGGAGAUUUCUUCUCAUGCCCACCACUGCUCCCCUACCAUCCCACAUUUUGGGGGGUUUGUAUCUCAUGCUCUUCUCCAGAGAUUACAAAAAUGUAGCUUCUUCAAGGGAGGUGGGAAGGAAGGAGGAAGGGAGGACCCAACCUGUAAGAGCAGUAUACUGCUAGUCACUUAUAUCACUUUACUCCAAAAGUGCUUCAGUGAGGUUAUCCUGGUGAAUCUAGUGGAAAUAUGUCUUAGUUACACUGAGAUGCUGAAAAUCUACCCAAAGUGUAGACAGGUCCUGAAAACUUCUGUUCAGUAUGAAUCAUGUCUUAUUGACCUAACCUAAAUCCAACUCACUUAUAAUUUAGUUUCAGUUUAGUUUAAAACUUCACUACUGUCCCUCCCGGGCUCCUUACCUUGGUCCUCUCCCCUUUCAUCUCCCAACAUGCUCUGUAGCUGGUAGGAGGAGGAAGGCAAAAUUCAGUUUUCUUUGACUUGGCCCUUUUGAAUUCAGUAGUUACUGGGCGUAACUUAUUGCUUUUUACAAAAGGAAAAAAAAACAGUCUAUGUUGGUUUCAUGCUAGCAUCUCUUUAAGAGCUGAUGAGAGAUGUGGCUACUGCAUUUCAUUUUAAGCUUUCUACCUUCUUUUCCUCCUACCUUCCCCUUCCCUCACAUGCCAUCCAGUGAGAAGACCUGCCCCCUAAAUGUAUCUGAGAGGUAGGAGCAGAGCCACUAUCUCCAGUGAAACUGAAAUGGUAGACCUGUAAUUGUGGGAAAACGAAACUCUUGUUACAGCCCUGCCACCCCUUGCUGUGUGUAUAUAUAUAAUACUUUGUCCUUCAUGUGUGAAAGAUCCCGUGUUGAAAUUCUUUGGUGUAAAUAAACGUUUGGUUUUAUUUAUCAA
Messenger RNA from Hippopotamus amphibius kiboko, 2754 nucleotides. RefSeq names its product casein kinase 2 alpha 1 (gene CSNK2A1). Lineage: Eukaryota; Metazoa; Chordata; Mammalia; Artiodactyla; Hippopotamidae. Gene Ontology annotation, molecular function: ATP binding; protein serine/threonine kinase activity. The record is from RefSeq and is a predicted model, not a curated record. Gene Ontology annotation, biological process: protein phosphorylation. Bases 316 to 1491 code for a protein of 391 amino acids. The transcript has 14 exons. Gene Ontology annotation, cellular component: cytosol; protein kinase CK2 complex; nucleus.